AUGGAGAAUAAUUGUUUUCAUAAGUUUCAUAUUCCUAAGCCAUUCUUUUCAUGCAAUUCCUACACAAUCAAUUCAGACCACUUACCACUAUAUGAUGAUGACUGGGAUAAAGAGAUCACAUAUUGGGAUACCAAUGCUCUAUACCCAUAUGGGUCUGCUAACAGUCAGCUCAUCAGUCCCCACUUUGAAGAACAGCUGGAUAUCCCAGUGGCUCCACAAAACAAUUGGUACACUUCUCAAACAGAUGCCAAUAAAUACAUCAAGCAAACUUUAGGAGUCCAUGGAACCUCUCUGGCCUUUGACCCAAGCAGAAUCUCACCUGAUCAUAUAUCCAAUCCACUCACACCUUCCAGUAACAUGGAAACCUUGCUGAAGGAAAAUUUUCAAGAAACCUACCCCUUUUAUCCUGCACUCCACACAAACUCAAACCACCACCAAAUUUUCAAUGAUGACUGGUCUCAAGGUGGCACCCAUUGGAAUACCAAUCCAUAUGGCUUGGCUAGUCAUCAAACAAUCAACACGCCUGUUGAGGAAGAUUUUGAAGCAUUGGUACCACCAGAAACUUGGCAUUCCUUGCAAAAGGAUGUCAUGUGUGUUCAUCAAAAUCAUGGGUUUCAUCAAACUACUCUACCCCCAGAUAGAAGCACAAUCUCAUCAAAUUACAACUUCAAUCCUACACCUCCAUCUGGUCCUUGCACUCCCCAAAACAUCUUUGAAUUCUGUCAUGAGGAUGGAUUACAACAGCAUCAAAACCAAUAUUUUGGUCAAGUGAGCCACCUGGGAAUGAGGGAACCUAACAGUGAUCAACCAAGGGCUAUCCUAGAGAGAAACCAGAAGAAAACUUCAGAUCUUUCACACAUCUCACAAACCUCACUGGAAAGAAUUGGAAAGGAUUGUGAAGAGGACUCAACCUACUGGGGGAAUUUAUUCAAUCCUGAUAUACAUGAUAUGAUCUCAAGUAUGCCACUCAGUAGCAAUGAAUGUGAUUUGUUAGGCUUGGCCUCUCCAAGGAUUUCUUCACCAACCCAGCAUAUGAUUCAACAAAGUCAGCUCCCUGGUCAAGAAGGGAUUUCAAGAUCCUCAGAUGAGGAUAUAAAUACAGUCCAGAGGAUCAGAAGCACUGAUCCACAUGGCAGAAGUCAAGGUGACACUGCAGGAGCCUUUGAUACAUCUUAUUUAUUAGCAGACCAAGCUAGUCCGUCUAUACAUCAUAAAGAAUUAUCAAAAGGCAGGAAGAGGCUAUUGAGUGGAGAAAAGAGUCCAGACAAGGUUACAAAAAGGGCUAAAUCAUUAGUUGAUAACAGUAUAGAGAUUGAAGCCCUGGAAAGGACAGCCAUUCCAAGGCAAGACCAAAACACAAACCCAGAAGUACAAGGGGUGAUGAAUAACUGUAUUGGAGAAACUUUUUCAUCCUUGUCAGGAAUGCACAACUGUGACAUACCUGUAGGGCCAGGAAAUAACCAAGAUCUCAUAGGAGGACCAGACACUUUGGAUGAAGUUUCAAAACAUUCCAAUGUACCAUUGAUUCAGAAAAAAAAUGCAAUGACAAACAAGUUCAAUUUUCCUGGGCCAAGCACAGUUAGAAUGCUAAAAGAUAUAGGUGCCUUUCAUGUGGCCAAUUCACCUCGUUUUGCUUUUGAAGUACCCAAUUGGUUCAGAAAUCUCAGAGAUGAUAUGAUGAAGGUAUCAGGUCAGGAAGAGAGUAUGGGGAAGGAUAUACACAAAGCAAUUGAAGGUGUACACUGGUGGUUAACAAUGAGCAUAUUUGGGCUCAUCUCAAUACAUUGUGACCCUGGAUUGGACAGCUCAUCCCUGGACACCAUCUUGGACCAUGCAUGGAAAGCAAUUCAAGCUAUAUUUGAUCAAUGGAGAUACUUUGGAGUAGAGGAAAUGAAGUUUCAAUAUGCUCCUAGGGUAUAUGAGCGCAAACAGGAUGAUCUUCUAGAACCCCUGUCUCUGUUCAGAUACUUUGUCAGACUGAACAAAUUCCCAGAGAUGACAACAAGGAUUUUGCAAUCAAUCAUAGUGAGAUAUAACAAAGACACUAACACACCAAUAGUAAACAUAACAAAGGUCGGGCAACUCCAGAAUAAAGUCAAGAGUCUGUACAACAAAGAUAUCAUGUUCAUUCAGGGUGGAUUAUACUCAAGAGCCUCAAUUGGAAACCUUGAAUUUGAGGGGACAAAAUUUCACAAUGGUUAUAAAAGAAAUCCAUGGGUUCCAAAAUCCUUGGAUAAAAAGCACAUUGGUGCAUACAGGUCAAUAUCACGGGCUGCCAAGUUUCUUUCUCCUGCUGGUACUAAAUUGUGUCAAAGGAUUCAUUCUUUCUUUGUAGAAUUAAUUGAAGAAUUAUUAAAUAAAUAUAAAAGUAAUAAUGAACUCCAUUCAUAUUCAACUCUACAGAUACACUUGGAUCCCACUGUGGUUUCAGAGCUCAUAGAUCGUGCACAUGAGUCAAAUAUGGAGACAAUUGUCAAGGCUGUCAGUGUUGCAGAGUAUAGAAUUACAGUGGGUUUCAUUGGAGUGAUAAGAUCAAUCUAUGAGCAAGCCCUAACAGAAGCCCAGUUGAACAUCCUUAUUGAAAGUGGGUGGCAAUUCCUGCAAAAGGAGUUUUCAAACUGGAAGCUGUUGAGCUUUGAGGAAGGUAAAAGUUCAAUAUUUUUCACAUCAUCAAAAACAACAUUACAGAGGAGGAUAUCAGAAAAAUCAUGCAUGGACCCAAACAAAUCAUUUGAAUUUCUCUGCAAAGUAACCAAAAAUCUUGCAAAUUAUCCGAUUCCACUGACUUACUUUAAUAUGCUCAUGAGAUCAUGGUUCCAGGAAGAUUCACAUGAACAACUGAAGAAGAUCAUUGGGAAAGCUUUCAGUGAGAAGAUGAGGACCUUUAAUUCCUUCAUUGAGUUGCUUGGAAAGCCUGAACCCAAGCAUGUAGUUCUUUGA
Molecule: messenger RNA, 2940 nt
Organism: Melampsora larici-populina 98AG31
Lineage: Eukaryota; Fungi; Basidiomycota; Pucciniomycetes; Pucciniales; Melampsoraceae
Exons: 2
Coding region: 1-2940 (979 amino acids)
Source: RefSeq, a predicted model, not a curated record